AAUUUCCAACGGAAUUGCCGUUGGCCAAUCAGAAGCCGCCACAUCAGCUCAGCGGCACGGACGUGUUCGAUGCAUUGAGCAGCGCCGUGCCAGCGGCAAGAGCACAUCGGCAUGGACGGACGGUCGGACGGACCGACCGCUGCGGAUGCUCUUAGUAUUCCCAAAGGCCACAACCAACGUUAAAUUAUUCAAUGGACUGAUUCGAUCGAUCCAAUUGAUAUGGUAGAAAAAUAAUAUUUUUGCAUUAUUGGAUCGCCGGUCAAUACACGCUAUUAGCAAAUUCAUUUUAGCAAUUGCAGCACACAAUUUCAACAAGUCCAUCUUCACCACGACCAACAAUUUUAGCAUACUCUUCCUUGAUCACUCAUGGCUGCUUUUGGUGCAGCGGCUUCUCUCAAGAUUACAAUUGAGAAGCUUUUUGAAUCUCGCAUUUUGCUGGUUGCUCCGUAUCCAAUAGUGGAGCAGUUCAUUGCUUCCUAUUGUGCUGUGUUUGAUCAUUCAUAUUUCAAAGUGGUGAUAGCGUCUUAUGCUGCAGCGGUUUCUCUGAACUACACGGUUCUGAGCAUUCUACAAUCGUUUCGGGUUCCGCUGGUUUCUGUGUUUCAUAUUUCAGUUUUCACACGGGUGAUGCUGACUUAUGUUGCAGCGCUUUUUCUCAAGUAUAAGAUGUCUCGUUUUCUACCACGCGCCAUCGCUACAAAAUUCAUAGUGCCGGUGAUGGCCUACAACGCCAUGCAUCGCUUGCAGAUAGUUCUGCUGAAAUUGGAGGAGACCGGCUUCAGGAAGGUGAGGACGAAGGUGAAUGCUCUGGAUGAACGAAUCAAAGAGAUCAUAUGGGAAUUCGAAGAUUCGCUAGAAUCCCAAUUCACCAAUCAGAUUCUUCCACAACUCGAAAGCUCAAGCUCAGGUGGUGUGAGGGAUCCCUUGCCUUACUCUGUAAAUCUGUGGAGUUUGAAGGAGAGUGUUGAUUGCUUCGUCAAGAGGAUGAAGGUCAUGGAGGCAGAGUACGUAUCUGAACUGCUGACUAUGCCGGAAGAAGAAAGUGAACCUAUUUCCUCAAGAAUUGAUUUCGGUGGAAUCAACUCAGUGAUGGUUGGAUCAUCUGAUGUGUUUGAACGAGUCCGGGAUUUUCUGAUCGAAGAUGAGGGGAAACGGAUAUUAGUGACUGGGAUGGCAGGAGUUGGAAAGACCACUAUUGCUAAGAAAGUAUCCGAGGAUCCAUUGAUUAAGAAGCACUUCGAGCUUCGAGUAUGGGUCGAAGUGGGCAGAAUAUGUCAAUCCACUGAAAUAGUACAAUGCAUUCUAGCUCAAGAGGAUCCCAACACUUACAACCAAGUGUUUACCCAAGGAGAUGAUGAUGAGGAGAAAUUAGUUGGACUCUUGAAAGAGAGAUUAAUGUAUAAGAAAUGUCUCAUUGUGUUAGAUGAUGUAUGGGAAUGGGACACACAACUAAUGGAUAUCUUGCCAGAGGAGAAUGUCCGAAUCUUGGUUACAAGCAGGAUACGAUUGGAUGAAUGUCCAAUUUAUUCUUUAGUGUGCUUGUUGAACGAAGAUGAAAGUAAUAAAUUACUUGGUGAGAAGGUGUUUGGUGAAGAGGGUUUCCCUCCUCACUUGAAGAAAUUGGGAGAGAAGAUUGCAAAAAAAUGUGAAGGUCUUCCACUUAUGCUAGUCACAGUGGCGGAGCUCCUAUCCAAAGAAGACAAGACUGAAGAAUACUGGACUGAGGUAGCCCAAAAACAACAUAAUUCAGUGUUCAUGGAUUCAUAUAAUCAAAUAUCAGAGGUACUUUUCCCAAGCUAUGACUACUUGCCUCAAUAUUUGAAAAUGAUUUUCCUCUAUAUGGGAGCUUUCCCUCCAUACAGUAAUAUCGACGAAGAUAACAUCGUCUAUCUGUUGAUUGCUGAAGGGUUUCUUGAACCGUCUGAGGAAAUAACUUUGUCAAAUUCCUUGGGCGAAUGCACAAUGACACUUAUUGACAAGUAUAAUCUUGUUCUAUUAGAUGCAGAACCAUAUGUAUCUUGGUUUUCAACGAAAGAUUUUCGCGUGCAUUCUUGCUGGCAGCAUGUAUGUAAGAAGGAAGCUAGUAAAAUCAAGUUUUUGCAUGUUCUACAAAGUUGGGAUGAUGUAAUCAAAGACCAGCGUCGGUUGUGUGCUCAUUGCAAUACUUUAUUUUCCUUCAAACAAGUGUAUGAUUCAAUAAAAAGUGACUGCUCACCCAUUGCCCGUUCUCUCCUUUGUCUUGGUCCUUACGUCCAAUAUCCGGUGCCAAUACACGACAUGGAUCUCAAGUUGCUUAGGGUACUAAAUGCUGCUAAUGUUCGAUUUUACCUUAUCUCCCAAGAAAUUAUGAAACUAGUUUGUUUACGAUACCUUUCCUUAACUUGCAACUUAGAGAUCACUGUUUCUAUAUCCAAUCUUCUUCAUCUUCAAUCCUUGAUGAUAAAACCGCAUAUGAAUAUUAGAAAGUUUGGAGUUGUAUCGUACAUGCCGGAUGAAAUAUGGGACAUGCAGGAGUUAUUAAACCUUGAGGUCACGGGAAGAGACCUACCAACCCCUAAUUCUGAUGCUACAUUGGAAAAAAUUAUUUUAUAUUUCUGGUGUGAGUGCAAAGAGUUGCACCAGAGAAAUUCUCAAAAAAUUCCCUAAUUUAAAUCAAUUAGGAAUUAUUAUGGAGUUGAAGCCUUACGAUGAUGACAAUGUUAGCAACCUAACGAGUGUUCUCGGUUGUAUCUCAGAGCAACUCCCUAAUUUGGAACUAUUGAGAUAUAAUGUAAUGAACCCUGAUAUGAAGUGUCAGUAUAUGGUUCCUCUUUCAAUGUUCCCAUUAGGUUUGACAAUGUUGUAUUUGAGUGGAUUGGGGUGCCCAUGGAAGCACAUGAAUGAUGUUGGUUCACUGCUACCAAAUCUUACGAUUCUUGAGUUAAAACACUAUGCCUUUCGAGGCUCAGAAUGGAAUAUAGAACCAAGGUGUUUUUCAACUCUUUUGGCACUUGUAAUUGAAGACACUGAUUUGGUGCAGUGGACAGCACAAGCUGGAACCCUCCCAAUGCUUAGGCUCCUAAGCUUACAACAUUGCUACAAAUUACAACAACUCGAUUAGGUGCGUGAUCCCUCAAUGGUCCAAACUACAAUUGAAUUAGUUGAGUGUAAUCCGUUAGCCGUCACUUCUGCAAAUCAAUUAGGACCGGAAUCUCUCUUUAGAGUUCGUUGCCACUCUACAUUUUGAGAUGAGAAGCUGUAACUCUACUCUGAACUUGGUUAACAGAUGGAGUUGCAUUGCAUAACAUGAUCAGCUGCGAAGAAUUGAUCUUUGACUACUAGUUGAAGGCCUCUAAGGUGAAUUUGGAUGAUAGUAUAAACUAGAGUUCAUUAUAUUUCCUUCCCUUAUCUACCCAGUGGUAUCCCAAAAGUAUUUGACGAUCAGUUGGUUCAGAGACAUUUUGAGCUUCGAGCAUGGGUCAAAGUGGGCAGAAAGUGUGAAUCCAGUGAAAUUUUACGAUGCAUUCUAGCUCAAGUGCAUCCCGACAUUCGAGAACGAGUGCUUACCCGAGGAGACGAUGAUGAUGGCGAGAAAUUAGUUGGACUCUUGCAAAUGAGAUUGAAGAGCAAGAAAUGUCUCAUUGUGUUGGAUGAUGUAUGGGAAUGGAACACGCGAGUAUUGGAAAACUUGGAAAAAAGUAACGUCCGAGUCUUGCUUACAAGCAGGAAUAGGAUUGAAGCACCUUCAUUUCUAGAACUACGAUUGUUGGAUGAAGAAGAAAGUAAGAAAUUACUUGGUGAGAAGUUGUUCGGUGAAGAGGGAUUCCCUGAUCAGCUUAAAGAAUUGGGAAAAAAGAUUGCCUGCAAAUGUGAAGGUCUUCCACUUAUGAUAGUCACGGUUGCAGAGCUUCUAUCCAAAGAAGACAAGACCCUACAAUACUGGAGUGAGAUAUACGAGAAACAACAUAAUUCAGUCUUCGUAGAUGCAUAUAAUCAAAUAUUAGAGGUACUUUCCCCAAGCUAUAACUACUUACCUCAAUAUUAUAAAAUGCUUUUUCUCUAUUUGGGAGCUUUCCCUCCAUAUAGUGAUAUUGAUACAAACGAGCUUUUCAAUCGGUUGAGUGCUGAAGGGUUUCUUGAAACAAUUGGAAACCAAACCGUAAGUGAUUUUAUUCAAAAUCGCUUGGCGGAGCUUGCUGCAUUGUACAAUCUUAUUAUAUUCAAAUUCAAACCAGGAUCUUGGUUUUCAAAGAGAGAGUUUCGCGUGCACUCUUGCUGGCAGCACUUGUGCAAGAAAGAAGCUAGUAGGAUCAAGUUUUUGCAUGUUGUGCAAAGUUACGAUGAUGUUAUGAAAGACCAGCGUCGGUUGUGUGCUCAUUGCAACACUUUAUUUGCCUUCAAAGAAGUGUAUGAUUCAAUAAAAGUGAAUGUGCCUCGACGACCCGUUCUAUACUCUGUUAUGGUCCUAGCCACCAAUAUCCAGUGCCAUUACAUGCCAUGGAUUUCAAGUUGCUCAGGAUACUAGAUGCUUGUAAGGUCCGAUUUUACCAUAUUCCACUUGAAAUUUUGAAACUGGUUUGUUUAAAAUACCUUGCCCUUACUUGCAACAAAGAGCUUCCUAUAUCCAUAUCCAACCUUUUUCACCUUCAAUUCUUGAUUAUUAAACGACAUAUAAACAUAAGAAAGCGUGGAGGUCAGUCCUAUAUGCCGAUGGAAAUAUGGAAUAUGCAAGAGCUACAACAUAUUGACAUCUUCGGAACAGACCUACCAACUCCUAAUUUUGAUGCUACUUUGGACAAACUCACCAGCCUUUUUGGUGUGAGUGCAAAGAGUUGCACUGGAGAAAUUCUCAAAAGAAUCCCUAAUUUAAGAGCCUUAGCAAUUCAGAUGGAGUUGAAGCCUUAUGAUGAUGAUGAUGCUGAUGAUAACAACCCAUUGAGUGACUUGGGUAAUGUCUCAAAAGAACUCCAAAAUUUGAUGGGACUUGUAUUUGUUGUAAUGAAUCCUGACAUGAAGUAUGAGUGUAUGGCUCCUCUUUCAAUGUUCCCAUCAAGUCUAACAAAUUUGACUUUGGGUGGCUUAGGGUGUCCAUGGAAACACAUGAAUGACAUUGGUUUGUUGUUACCAAAUAUAAAGAAGCUUACUUUACAAGGAUAUGCCUUUCGAGGCCCAGAGUGGGAUGUAGAAUCAAGAUGUUUUAUGAAACUGGAGACACUUGUGAUUGAAGACACCGAUUUGGUUCAAUGGAGGCCUCAACAUGGAAGCUUGCCUAGGCUUGAACUCCUAAGCAUACGACAUUGCUACAAAUUACGACAAUUCGAUUGGACUCGUGAUCCAUCCAUGGUCCAAACUACAAUUGAAUUAGUUGAGUGCAGUCCCUUAGUUAUCCCUUCUGCCAAGCUAUUAAGACCGAGAUCUCUCUUUAGAGUUCGCUGCUACUCUUCAUUUUGAGAUGAGGUCUCGUAGCUAGACUCUCAAUUUGGUUAACAGGUUGAGUUGCAUUAACUUCCCCUGCAUCAGUUUAUAUCAUGAGACCGGCCAACGCUCCACACCAUGCCUCCUCGCUCUCAACCCAACGAAGAUCUUUCCAGUUGUCUAAGGUUUCGUGGAGUUUUACGUCUCAAUCAAAAUUGUGUUUCUGGUUGUCUGAUGAGGUAUUGUUGAGGUUUCCCAUGAUUACUUUUCAGUUUGUUAUUGCAAUAAAUAAGCAGAGACAAGGAAUAUUUAGAUAUGCCUACAAACAUGAUUGAAUGUUUAGACCUUAUGAUUUUUUUUUCAUGUACAAUAUUGGUGUAGUACUUAUUUCAUUUUCAUUGCAUGGUAUUGUGCUUGAACAAAUUAGUUGUGGCUUUCAUAAUUAUCAGUUUUUCUUACUAGCAAAUAAAAUCAUUACAUAUGAUCAAAUUUG
Salvia splendens (bonfire salvia) is the source of this 5887-nucleotide messenger RNA. RefSeq names its product putative late blight resistance protein homolog R1B-17. Gene Ontology annotation, biological process: defense response to other organism. Gene Ontology annotation, molecular function: ADP binding. The transcript has 4 exons. Lineage: Eukaryota; Viridiplantae; Streptophyta; Magnoliopsida; Lamiales; Lamiaceae. The record is from RefSeq and is a predicted model, not a curated record. Bases 367 to 2646 code for a protein of 759 amino acids.